This is a messenger RNA of Staurois parvus, 344 nucleotides long. The record is from the annotation of a GenBank genome assembly. NCBI's taxonomy places the organism in Eukaryota, Metazoa, Chordata, Amphibia, Anura, Ranidae.
UCAGUCCAGAGCACCAAGUGUAAUUUCUUUCUGCUGCCUCAUUCCUCUGCUAUCUGCAUGAGUCACUUCUGACAAGUUUUGCUGACACCAAGAGAAAAAUGGUGACGGGGAGGGACCUCCAGCUGAUUGACAGUCUCAGCUCUGUUCCUGUGUGCUGUGUGGAGGGGGGUGGGUUCUCUCCCCUCCAAUUAGCUCUUGGAACUCCCCUCAAUGACCUCUGCAGAACAAAAAUAAUAAAUGCACAUUUUUUUACCUGUAAAAAAAUGUGCAUUUAUUAUUUUUGUCAAAAAAGUGAACUUACCCUGCAGAUAAACAGCUACAACUUAUGUAGGAGGAUUUGUUUA